AUUCUAGAAGACAACAUGAUGAACGUGAAUGGCAUGGCAGCCUCUCAAUUCAUCGGCCCUUUUCUCAGUACAGUGCAAAACUGGGAAGUCACGAUGCACACGAUCUCCGAAGUUAUCGAAUUAUGGGUGCAACUGCAGAAAAAAUGGCUAUACCUCGAGGGCAUUUUCGUAGGCGGUGACAUAAGACUCCAAUUGCCAGACGAAGCGAAGAAGUUCGACGAAAUUGACAAAUCUUUUAAGAAAAUUAUGACAGACACUUCGAAGAGGCUGAACGUUCUCCAAUGUUGCAUGAUUAAAGGUCGACAAGAAGAGUUCGAAUCGAUGAUUCUUGCACUGGACAAAUGUCAGAAGUCGCUGACAAAUUACUUGAACAGCAAACGAGCAGUUUUCCCGCGAUUCACUUUCCUCAGUGACGACGAUCUUCUGAGUAUCCUUGGGAGCGGCGAACCCACCGCCAUUCAAGAACACGUGGGCAAGAUGUUCGAUAAUUUGGACAAAUUCCGUUUCGAAAUAAACAAUACCGAACGCGUGAUAGCCACUGGCUUGAUCUCUUGCGAGAAAGAGGUGAUGGACUUCAGAAACGUGGUUCUAGCCGAAGGAAAAAUCGAAGAAUGGAUGGUGCUUGCAUUGGAAGAGAUGAAAAGAUCGAACCGAUUCUUGACGAAAAAGGCUAUCUACGACUAUGGGAAGGUCAGAAGACCUAGGACAAAAUGGAUGCUAGACUUCCAAGGAAUGAUGAUCCUAGCGGCUGAUCAAAUAUGGUGGACAGCGGAGGUGGAGAACGUGUUCGAGAAAAUGUCUCGAGGGCAGAUGCGUGCGAUGAAAGAUUAUUUGAAGCAACUGAACAAUCAACUAAACGAAGUGGUAACAUUGAUGGGUGGUGAUACGCUGACGAACAAUGAUAGAAAGAAAUUUGACAUGGUGUUAACACUCGAUGUUCAUAUGAGAGAUAUCGUGGAAGGUUUCGUCAGAGACAGUAUCAUGGAUCCUUCGGAAUUCGAGUGGGAAAGUCAAUUAAGGUUUUACUGGGUUCACGAUCUGGAUAAUGUUUGGAUGUACCAGUGCACCGGAACAUUCGAAUACGGCUACGAGUACAUGGGACUCAAUGGAAGACUCGUUGUUACACCUUUGACAGACAGAAUAUACUUGACCAUCACACAAGCUCUCUCGAUGCACCUGGGUGGAGCUCCUGCAGGUCCUGCUGGAACGGGAAAAACGGAGACCACGAAAGACUUGGCGAAGGCGUUAGGAUUACUGUGCAUCGUCACAAAUUGCGGUGAAGGAAUGGAUUAUGUGGCGAUAGGAAACACACUGAGUGGCCUGGCACAGUGCGGAGUAUGGGGUUGCUUUGACGAAUUUAAUCGCAUCGAUAUUUCUGUCCUAUCGGUUAUCUCUACUCAGCUUCAAACUAUACGCUCCGCUUUGAUGGCAAAAGCAUCAAGAUUUAUGUUCGAGGGCCAAGACAUAGUGCUCGACUCGAAAGUGGGCAUAUUCAUCACAAUGAAUCCAGGGUACGCGGGUCGAACGGAACUUCCGGAAUCGGUGAAAGCGCUGUUCAGGCCAGUGGUGUGCAUAGUUCCGGAUAACGAGCUGAUUUGCCAGAUAAAGCUGUUCAGCUCCGGCUUCUUGACCGCCAAAGUUCUAGCCAAGAAGAUGACUGUUCUGUACAAAUUGGCACGCGAACAACUGAGCAAGCAGAACCACUACGACUUCGGUCUGAGAGCACUCAAAUCCGUGCUCAAUAUGGCCGGCCAAUUGAAGAGGACUUCCGGUGACCUGGCUGAAGACGUGGUACUCAUGAGGGCGCUUCGAGACAUGAAUUUGCCGAAAUUUAUAUUCGACGACGUCCCAUUGUUUCUGGGAUUAAUCGCUGACCUCUUCCCAAACCUCGACUGUCCGAGGGUUCAUUAUCCUGAUUUUAACAACGCUGUUAAUCAAGUACUGGAGGAGCAACGAUAUAUUAUCUUGUCUGAGCAGAUUGACAAAGUGGUGCAACUAUACGAAGUAAUGAUGACUAGACACUCGACAAUGGUGGUUGGACCGACAGGAGGCGGGAAGACCGUCGUGAUCGAAACUCUUUGCAAAGCUCAAACUCGUCUCGACAAACCUACCAAACUCUACAUUUUAAAUCCAAAGGCGUGCACCGUGAACGAACUUUAUGGUGUGUUGGAUCCAGCGACACGCGAUUGGACAGACGGUCUCCUAAGUUGUAUUUUUCGGGAAGUGAACAGACCAUUGAACUCGAACAAGGACGAGAAAAAAUAUAUUUUGUUCGACGGUGACGUAGAUCCACAAUGGAUCGAGAAUAUGAAUUCCGUGAUGGACGAUAACAAAUUAUUGACUCUGGCCAAUCAAGAAAGAAUCAAGAUGCAGAAUCAUUGUAGUCUACUGUUCGAGGUAGGCGACCUGCAGUACGCCUCGCCAGCUACUGUAUCCAGAGCCGGCAUGGUGUACGUAGACCCAAAAAACUUGGGUUAUCAGCCUUACAUGGACAAAUGGAUACGGAGCAAGAGCGAAUCGGACCAGGAGCUACUGAACGGAAUGUGCGAGAAAUACGUGCACGGCGGGAUAGCUCUCAUUAUAGAAGGAAUGCUCGGGUUACAACAAGUUACACCGCUUAAGAUGAUCAUACCACAAACCGGACUCAACAUGGUAAUACAACUUUGUUACGUAUUCGACGGUCUGCUCGCUAUUCUGGAUACUCGACCAACUCCUACUACCAAGACCGAGGAAGAGGAAGAAAUAAGGGCAGAAGCGUUAUUCUCCAGAGGGGAAAUUCUCGAGGCGAUGUACAUUCAAGCUUGCUACUGGUCCUUAGGAGCCUCCCUGGUGACUGAAAACAGGCCUGACUUUGACGAUUACAUAAAGAAAACUUCUGGAUUUAUGCUUGUCCAAGAUACCGUUGAAAAACGAGCUACUGUGCGAUACAUACCCGUGACGGAGAAAUUGUUGUACGAUUAUUUCUUGGAUUUGGAAAGGAAUAUAUGGAUCCCAUGGAGAGCUCUGGUCCCUAAUUAUGUCCAUGACAGGGAGAAAAAUUUCUCCGAUAUUUUGGUUCCCACCAUAGACACUCUAAGAACUACGUGGUUCGUUAACAUGAUGAACGAACGAGAUCGGCCAGCUCUUUUAGUUGGCGAAACUGGUACUUCGAAAACCGCUAUAAUUCAAGAAUUUCUUCGAAAUCUGAGCAUCGAGAAAUACAAUCAACUUCUCAUCAAUUUCUCAUCGAGGACAACUUCGAUGGACGUGCAAAAAAAUAUAGAGGCUGUUGUGGAGAAGAGAACGAGGGAAACUUAUGGACCACCUCCUGGUAAAAAGUUGUUACUCUUCAUCGAUGACAUGAAUAUGCCACUGGUGGACACUUAUGGUACCCAGCAACCUAUCGCGCUUCUCAAGUUUUUGUUCGAAAAGGGUGGAUUUUACGAUCGUGGAAAGGACCUUUCUCUAAUGUACAUGAAAGAUAUGUGUUAUUUAGCGGCUAUGGGAAAGCCUGGUGGAGGAAGGAACGAAGUGGAUCCAAGAUUCAUCUCCAUGUUCUCCGUCUAUAACGUUAUAUUUCCAGCAAAUGAGACGCUUUGUUACAUUUAUACAAGCAUACUGAGCGGACACUUGCAAACAUUUUCAGAGGAAGUGCAAUCAAUUGCGGAAACCCUGGUGCAAAUUACUCUGGACCUCUAUCAGAAAGUUACUGCGGAAUUAUUACCCACACCGAAUAAAUUCCAUUACAUUUUUAAUAUGCGAGAUUUGUCGAGAAUUACGGCUGGACUUCUUCAAAGCCAUCCUGAUUAUCUUCCAAAAGUGAAACAGAUCGUUAGACUUUGGAGGAACGAGUUCGCCAGAAUUAUAUGCGAUCGUUUGAUAAACGAAGACGACGAGAGUAUCGUAGCUACAUACGUGAAAGAGAAGAUCGAAGAACGUUGGGAGGAAGAGCCUGACGUUAUCAAAUAUGUAAUGAGGGAUCCUCUGCUAUUUGGUGAUUUUAGAAACGCGAUUAACGAGGGGGAACCACGAUUCUACGAAGAUUUAUUGGACUACGAGGCUGUCUACAGUUUGUUCCUAGAGAUCUACGAAGAUUAUAACGAGAGAAGCGCGACCACGUUGCAAAUGGUCCUCUUCAACGAUGCGCUCCAGCACUUGACUAGAGUUCACCGUGCAUUCAGAAUGCACAGAGGGCACGUUUUGGUGAUUGGCAUCGGUGGAAGUGGGAAGAAAUCGGUGAUCAAAUUAGCAGCUUACGCAGCCAACUUCCAAAUUUUCGAAAUUAGUCUAUCUCGAGGCUACAACGAAGCUUCUUUUCGCGAUGAUAUGAAAACACUGUACAACAAGGUUGGCGUGGACAAUCAGAGAAUCGUGUUUUUAUUUACAUCUGCUCAUGUCAUCGACGAAAGUUUUCUGGAGUUGGUAAACAAUAUGUUGAUGACCGGUGUCGUACCAGCGUUGUUCACCGACGAAGACAAGGACGAAAUCGUCAAUUCUUGCAGAAAUCAGGCUGUAGAUGCUGGCUUCGGUGUAACCAGAGAAAGUGUAUGGUCAUAUUUCGUGAAAACCAGCCUUCAAAAUUUACGGAUAGCGUUGUCGAUGAGUCCAUCGGGAGAUUUAUUAAGGACAAGAUGUCGAAGUUAUCCUGGUCUGGUGAACAGUACCACCAUAGACUGGAUGUUCCCUUGGCCUGAACAGGCUUUAGUUUCCGUGGCUAAUGUCACUCUUAGAGACCAUCCAAACGUAUCACAAACUCACAGAGAUGCCCUAGUAGAACAUAUGGUGUUCACUCAUAGGACAGUCUGCGACUACACGGUGGAAUUUCAAACGAUACUACGAAGAAGAAAUUACGUGACUCCCAAACACUACUUAGAUUUUAUAAACAAUUAUCUGUAUCUGUUGGUAGAAACGAGGGAUUACAUAAAUUCACAAUGUGAUCGACUUUCCGGAGGUCUGCAGAAGAUCGCGGAGGCCUCGGUGACUUUGAACGAGUUAAAUCAAAUUCUGGCCGUGCAAAGGGUAAAAGUAGCUGAUCAGACGAGAAACUGCGAGCGACUAUUGGCUUCCAUAGGAGAAAGUACGAAUAUCGCGAUGGAAAAGAAACAGCUGAGCGAGCAGGAAAGACAAUCGAUAGAACAACAGAGGAAGAUUAUCGACAAGGAGGAAACGGAAGCUAAACAGGCAUUGGCUGACGCGCAACCUGCCUUAGAUGCAGCCAGAGCGGCCCUUGGGGAACUCGAGAAAGCAGACAUUACUGAAAUAAGAUCGUUUGCAACUCCGCCGGAACCUGUGCAAAUCGUCUCGGAAUGCGUGGCGAUGCUGCGAGGCAUAAAGGACAUUUCUUGGAAAGGCGCAAAAGGAAUGAUGAGCGACCCAGCAUUUCUGCGACAAUUGCAAGAGAUGAACUGCGAUAAAAUCACGUUGAAACAACAACAAGCAGUCAAAGCUCAUUUAAAGAAAACUACUAAAUUGGAUCAAAUGCAGCAUAUCAGCAAGGCUGGGUACGGAUUGUACAGAUUCGUACUCGCUGUGCUAGAUUAUUGUGCCGUUUUCAGAGAGGUGAAACCAAAGAUAGAACGCGUUAAGGAAUUGGAAGCUGAAUCGGAACGAGCACGAAAGGCCUUGGAAAGGGAAGAACGAGAAUUAAGGAGGCUCGAGAGAGCCAUUGCCGAUUUGAAUACAAAAUAUGAGAAUGCUAUGGAAGAAAGACAAAAAUUGCAAGAAGAGACAGACUUGCUUCAGAGGCGUUUAAUAGCUGCUGAUAAAUUAAUUAGCGGAUUGUCUUCUGAAAAUGAACGAUGGAAGAAAGAUUUGGAGACGCUGCAUGGUCAAAUAGAGAAAAUUACUGGCAAUUGUUUGCUUUCCGCUGGAUUUCUUGCAUAUUGUGGACCAUUUUCUUACGAGUAUAGGAAUCAGAUGGUAUACGACGACUGGUGGAACAGUAUAGUGCAAAAAGGAAUUCCAUUCACGGAUACGUUCAAGAUUCAGACGGAAUUAAGCAGCGACGUUGAAAUUAGCACAUGGACAUCCGAAGGCCUACCACCUGAUGAACUAUCCGUGCAAAAUGGAAUUCUAACUACGAGAGCAUCGAGAUUCCCAGUUUGCAUCGAUCCUCAGCAACAAGCUCUGAACUGGAUCAAAAAGAAAGAACAGAAGAGGAAUUUAAAGAUCCUAUCGUUCACUGAUUCAGACUUUUUGAAGCAAGUGGAACUUGCAAUAAAAUACGGUCUCCCAGUUCUAUUUCAGGACGUCGAUGAAAUUGAUCCUGUUUUAGAUAACGUCCUAUCGAAGAACAUACAAAAUGUGGGAGGUAGAAUGUUCGUGCUCCUCGGUGAUAAGGAAGUGGAUUAUGAUCCGAAAUUCAGGAUGUACCUCACUACGAAGAUAUCGAAUCCCAUAUUCGAUCCUGCUGUAUAUGCCAAGACCACCGUGAUCAAUUACAUGGUGACCCUAGGGGGACUGGAGGAUCAACUACUAUCAGUGGUCGUUCGAACAGAGAGACCAGACAUCGAGGAACAACGAGAAAACUUGAUCAUCGAGACCAGCGAGAACAAGAACCUCCUGAAACAGUUAGAAGACAGUUUACUUCUCGAAAUUGCUACGAAUAAAGGCAAUAUGUUAGAUAACAUCGAGCUGAUCGAAACUUUGGAAAGCACGAAAUCUAGCGCCGCAGAAGUAAUGAGGAAGUUAUAUCUAGCUGAAGUGACAGCUUCUGACGUGAACAAGCUCCGAGAUGGAUAUCGAUCAGUGGCAAAAAGAGGAGCGUUAUUGUUCUUCGUUUUGGCCGACAUGGCCAUGGUAAAUCCGAUGUAUCAGUAUUCUCUGAUCAGCUACGUGGAGGUGUUCACUUAUUCGCUGAGGAAAGCACUGCCGGAUCCAACGUUACAACGUCGUCUGCAGAAUAUUAUCCCAAUGCUGACGAAGAACGUGUACGACUAUGGUUGCACGGGAAUUUUCGAAAGGCAUAAAUUAUUGUUCUCGUUUCAAAUUUGCACGAAAUUGGAGCAAAGUAUAGGGAACGUCAGUCAACGGGAAUUGGACUUCUUCAUUAAAGGAAGUAUCACUUUGGAAAAAUCGCCAAAAAUUAAUCCUACGGAAUGGUUACCAGCUGCUGGGUGGGCUGAUUUGUUGAAACUGAGUAACGAUUUUCCACACAAGUUUGCAAACAUUGCGGACGAACUGGCUUCACACGCGGAUGAGUGGCAAGCUUGGUACGACUUGGACGCCCCAGAGGCUCUGGAUUUUCCUCUGGGCUACUCCGCCAAAUUAAAACCCUUCGAGAAGCUUAUGCUGAUACGCUGUUUCCGCGUCGAUCGAGUUUAUCGCAGUGUGAUCGAUUACAUCAGCGAGAUUAUGGGAGAAGAAUACAUCACACCCCCACAUAUUAGUCUCGAAUUAAUCUUGGAACAAAGCACGCCUACAAUGCCUGUUAUUUUCAUUCUAAGUCCUGGAUCUGAUCCUUCCUCGGAACUAAUGAAACUGGCAGACAAACACGGUUGUGGAGGCGGAAGAUUCAAAUAUUUGUCCCUUGGACAGGGCCAGGAGAAGACUGCGAUAGAGUUGUUAGAAGUUGCAGUGUCUAGAGGGCAAUGGUUAAUGUUACAAAAUUGCCAUUUACUGUUAAGUUUCACCAAAGAACUAGAGAAACUGUUGGACGAGGUUGGAAAGCCUCAUCCCGAUUUCCGGUUGUGGCUCACGACUGAUCCGACUCCCACUUUUCCUAUCGGAAUAUUGCAGCAAUCUUUGAAAGUGGUCACGGAGCCACCUAGUGGAUUGAAAUUAAAUCUCCAGAAUACUUAUUUAAAAAUCAGACCUCGAAUGCUUGAAAGUUGUGCACAUCCUGCCUACAAACAUUUAAUUUACGUAUUAGCUUUCUAUCACGCGGUUAUUCAAGAGAGAAGGAGAUACGACAAGAUUGGCUGGAAUAUAAAUUACGAUUUCAAUGAAUCGGAUUUCAAUGUAUGCUGUAUUAUUCUGGAUACUUAUUUGACCAAGGCGUUCACAGCGAAAGAUCCCAGGCUCCCUUGGAACAGCUUGAAAUAUUUAAUAGGAGAAGUAAUGUACGGUGGACGAGUGAUAGACAGCUACGAUCGUCGAGUAUCCGAAACCUACAUGGACGAAUACUUCGGAGAUUUCCUUUUCGACAGCUUUCAACCCUUCCACUUCUAUCACGACGAGGAAGUCGAUUACGUGAUCCCUCCGGUAGGCGAAUUAGAAGAUUAUCUCGAGUUCAUCGAGGGAUUACCUCUGGUGAACAGUCCAGAUGUCUUUGGACUGCACCCAAAUGCCGAAAUUGGCUACUUCACUCAAGCUGCGAAAGAAAUGUGGAAUAAUCUUAUAGAGCUGCAACCGCAAACUGUACGCCUGGAUAAAAGGAAAGUCAGUGGAGUUGGAAUAAGUAAAGAUGAAUUUAUUGACAACAUUGCGCAAGACAUAUUGAAUAAAGUUCCUGUCGAGUAUGAUCUCGUUAAAGUGAGGAAACAUUUUGGUCCAACGAUAACUCCAACCACGAUUGUUCUUUUCCAAGAAUUGGAGAGAUUUAAUACGUUGAUUAGAGUAAUGAAGAGGACAUUAACGCAGUUGAGAAAGGCUAUCGCCGGAGAAAUUGGAAUGGACACGACCCUGGAAAAUAUAUCCGCGGCAUUAUACAAUGGCGUAUUGCCGCAAGAAUGGGCCAUACUAGCGCCAGACACGAGGAAAAAUCUUGGUGGAUGGAUCGAACAUUUCGAGAAGAGGAUACAACAGUACACUAAUUGGUCUUCGACGAGCGAGCCUAUAGUUCUCUGGUUAGCCGGACUACACAUCCCGGAAACUUAUUUAGCAGCUCUCGUGCAAAUGGCUUGCCGGAGAAAUAGUUGGUCUUUGGAUCGUUCUCUCACGUACACAGCAGUAUCGAAGUUUACAAGACCUGAGAAAGUAGAGGAAAGACCCGACCAGGGUUGUUACGUGAGUGGAUUAUAUUUGGAAGGGGCUAGAUGGGAUCUACAAGAGCAAUGUCUUAAAAGAUCACAUCCAAAAAUUCUGAUAGAAGAAUUACCAAUUCUCAUCAUCAUUCCAGUAGAAGCUCAUAGACUCAGACUUCAGAAUACUUUCAGAACGCCAGUGUACACUACGUCUAAUCGAAGGAACGCUAUGGGAGUAGGUCUGGUUUUCGAGGCAAACCUCGCCACCACGGAACACAUAUCUCACUGGGUAUUGCAAGGAGUUUGUUUAGUGUUAAAUACCGAUUAAAUGGCUAAGAAUUAUAUACGAUUACAGUAAUAAUUAUUAUUUUAUAAGAAACGCUAUAUACAAAGACAUCCCAUGUACAGUAAAUAUCUUUAUAAAUAUAUUAAAAGAAAUCUUCCCAAAAAUAUCAACCAUCACAUUAUAUUUAUGUAACUUUGUAA
Molecule: messenger RNA, 9368 nt
Organism: Bombus impatiens (common eastern bumble bee)
Lineage: Eukaryota; Metazoa; Arthropoda; Insecta; Hymenoptera; Apidae
Gene: Dhc98D
Product: dynein heavy chain 10, axonemal
Exons: 36
Coding region: 16-9210 (3064 amino acids)
Biological process (GO): microtubule-based movement
Cellular component (GO): dynein complex
Molecular function (GO): ATP binding; ATP hydrolysis activity; dynein light intermediate chain binding
Source: RefSeq, a predicted model, not a curated record